AUGGCACCCCAAGGCCCACCUCCCAACAUUCGGCAGGCGCUGGAGUCGGCUGGUGCACAUUAUAUGAACCUGAUCGAGUUUGGCAUAAUCAAGGCCUUUAUUGACUUUAAGGUCUUCGACAACAUCCCAUCCGAAGGCAGCAUCUCGCUAGCUGAUCUCUCCAGCAAUACGGGGGGUGAUGAGUCCUUGCUCCGGCGCUUCGCCGACUAUUUGAUUGCAUCUGAGAUUCUUGCGUCACCUAGCCCGAGCCAUGUGGCGCAUACGGCCCGCUCUCUACCCUACCGCACCACCGAGAUCGCUGCCGACUUCAUCUCGCAUGUCUACCACUUCUUCCUCCGGCCUAUGGCCACUUGGGCGACCUAUUUUGAGCAGAAUGGUUUGGUUGAGCCUCGUGAUGCCGACAAGAUCCCUCUCGGCCUCUGCACCGGUCACUCGGGACUUGACCUAUAUGGGGUUCUAGAUGCGGAGCCGCAGCUAGCCAAGCUCUUCAACAGCGCACAGGAGCGAUCCGCACGCAUCUGUUCGCUAAAGGACGUAUACGAUUUUAGUUAUGUCCGGGGGGUGCUAGUGGAGGCUGAUACCACACGUCCCGCCAUUGUGGACAUUGGGGGUAGCCAUGGACUCGCACUGGGCGAGAUCCUCGUUGAUAAUGCAUUCAUCCCUGCGGCCCAGUGCACUGUUUUUGACCUUCCCAAAACAAUCAAAACCAUCACAAGCAAUAUUGAGGCCGUCAACGGUAGCCUAUCAGAGGUUCAGUUUCUCGGCGGAACGAUGCUCAAGCCGCUUCCCCCCGCGAUCAAAGGUGCUGUGGUGUACCACUUGCGCCGCGUGCUUAGCGACUUCGUCGACAAAGACAUCGUUCUGGCCCUCAAUCACGUCCGAGAGGCGUGUGCGGCUGACUCGCGCGUCCUGCUUGUUGAAGAGCUGGUGAAGCCGAACCGAGGCAAAUUUGCCAUUGCACAGGACAUCUCGGUGAUGAACUUUGGGGGCAAGCGCCGGAGCGAGGCAAUGUGGCGCGAUCUUGCAGAGCAGGCGGGACUUCGUUUGAGCAGUGUGUUUGAGGAGGCCAAGUCGGAGUUUGCUGUUCUUGAGUUGCUUCCAAUUUAG
This is a messenger RNA of Penicillium expansum, 1107 nucleotides long. RefSeq names its product O-methyltransferase, family 2. The transcript has a single exon. The coding region runs from base 1 to 1107 and encodes 368 amino acids. Gene Ontology annotation, molecular function: O-methyltransferase activity. The record is from RefSeq and is a predicted model, not a curated record. Lineage: Eukaryota; Fungi; Ascomycota; Eurotiomycetes; Eurotiales; Aspergillaceae.